Messenger RNA from Aureobasidium melanogenum CBS 110374, 867 nucleotides. RefSeq lists its product as uncharacterized. The record is from RefSeq and is a predicted model, not a curated record. Bases 1 to 867 code for a protein of 288 amino acids. The transcript has 2 exons. Lineage: Eukaryota; Fungi; Ascomycota; Dothideomycetes; Dothideales; Saccotheciaceae.
AUGGCGAACAACUCGAUUCUCACGUAUCUGCCAAAUGGUUGGACAGAAGAGAGAUACAAGAACGCAACUGAUGACGACUGGGAGACUCUCUCAGAAGAGGAAGCUGAAUUACUCUGGGAAAGAGAAAAGGAAGCUGCCUCAAAAGCAACACAUCAAGCCUUCAAAAACACCAUCAUGGCAGAAGCGGGAACUGCUGGUGCGCCACCGUCGCAGUUCCUGUCAGAAGUCGAGCCACCGCAGCAUGCUCUGAUCAAUUUGGUAGAAGAGAACAACUGGGAAGACUUUGGAUUCGUCGUCUUCCGCACUUGCUUUGGCGAUGAACAGCUUUGGGAGGCGUUUCGCGAGUUGUGGGAUCCGCUUCUUCAGCAUGGGUUUGAUGUUGCUCCUACUUCCAAGGGGUUCGAUCGUGUGCGCGAUAAGCUUCUGAUGAAAGUCGUCGAUGAUGAGAUGACAGAAAAUGCAAAGGCAGAAGGUGUUGCUGCUGCAUACAGAUUGUUCACAAAGGAUGAAGAUGAACUGGACGAAGAUGAGAUACUCGAGCCAGGGCUCAAAACGAGAAUGUGCUUGUUCGUGGAUGAAGAGUGUAUGCAUUCUGUAACGACACCAAAACCUGGCAUACCUCCGUUCGUCAAGGCUGUGGAUGUUGAUUUGGGCUCGAAGACGCAGCAGAGACCUGGUGCUGUAUUCAGAGUUGCCAUUAAGGAUUUGGCUACACAUUUCUAUCCUGCAUUGUGGCUGCCUGAUAUAGUGGAUGCUGCAGAUCUUCGUCCUUUGAGAGAAGAUCAGGUCUGGACUCGCCUGUCCCUCAGUGUGUAUGGAAGCAUAGAGCAGGAAAAGCUAGACAGAACUUUAGAUACAGAGCAUUGA